Molecule: messenger RNA, 1598 nt
Organism: Alligator sinensis (Chinese alligator)
Lineage: Eukaryota; Metazoa; Chordata; Crocodylia; Alligatoridae
Gene: CALR3
Product: calreticulin 3
Exons: 9
Biological process (GO): protein folding
Cellular component (GO): endoplasmic reticulum membrane; endoplasmic reticulum
Molecular function (GO): calcium ion binding
Source: RefSeq, a predicted model, not a curated record
CGGCACUCGCGCGCUGGCUCACGGCACCGCUAUCCCAGAGCAAAGCGCUUUGCUGAGAGUCGAGGUGGGGGCGAGGGCUUCCUACCCAGGAAGUCAUCUCUGUCCCCAGCAGGGCUCCCCUACCGAAAUCCUGGUGGUAGCUGCCUAGUGCUAUGUAGCCACACCCCCAGUCUCAGGAAAACAGUCAAGGUCUGGAGAGUUAACUGGCAAAGGAGAUGGUUGAAUUCUCAACAUAAACCUGACCUUGGGAUGUUUAAACUGGCUGCUGGAAAAUUUUAUGGCGACCCUGUCAAAGAUAAAGGUCUGCAAACCUGUGAAAAUUCCAAAUUUUAUGCAAUCUCAUCACGAUUUAAACCAUUUAACAAUAAAGGAAAGACUCUAGUCAUUCAAUAUACAGUAAAACAUGAGCAAAAGAUAGACUGUGGUGGUGGAUAUAUAAAACUAUUUUCCUCAAACUUGGAUCAAAAAAACAUGAGUAGUGAUUCACCGUAUUACAUUAUGUUUGGACCAGAUAUUUGUGGAUCUGAAACAAAGAAAGUUCAUGUUAUUUUAAAUUACAAGAAUAAGCUUUAUCCAAUCAAGAAACAAAUCAGGUGCAAGGUUGAUGGAUUUACUCACUUGUACACACUGAUUUUAAGAUCAGAUCAGACAUACAAAGUGAAAAUUGAUAAUGAAAUGGUUGAGUCGGGUAAUCUAGAAGAUGACUGGGAUUUCUUGCCACCAAGGAAAAUAAAUGAUUUUACAGUGAAGAAACCUCAGGAUUGGGAUGAUAUAGCCCAAAUUGAUGAUCCAAAUGAUGUCAAGCCAGAGGAUUGGGAUGAACCUGAAUACAUUCCAGACACUAGUGCCGAGAGAUCUAAAGACUGGAACAAUGUGACUGAUGGAGAAUGGCGACACCCUAUGAUCAAGAAUCCACUGUACAGAGGUGAAUGGAAACCAAGGAAGAUGAAUAACCCUAAUUAUAAAGGAGUUUGGCCCCAUCCACAGAUUGACAAUCCAAACUACUUGCCAGACUUCAACAUUCUCAGCUAUGAGAACAUUAGUGUCAUUGGACUAGAUAUUUGGCAGGUGAGAGCUGGAACAAUUUUUGAUAAUUUCUUGAUCACAGAUGAUGAAGAAUAUGCAGAAGAUUUUGGAUAUGAAACCUGGGGAGAAACCAAGGACCCUGAAAAGGUGAUGAACAUAAAACAGACUGAGGAAGAAAAGAAAAGGGAAAGGGCAGAAGAAGAAAAACGCUUCAGGGAAAGUUUUAACAAGAAGGUAGAAAAGAAAAAAGAAUCAGGAAAGAAUAAGUUAGGGAGGAAUACUGUCCAGAAGGAAGAGCUUUAAUUUGUAUUUGUGAAGAAUUUGUGGAACUAUCUGAAGGGUUUGCUUUUUUUUUUUUAAUCUGCUGUAAAGGUUUUGAUGUCCUGUUCCCUCCUGCUACCCUCCCUUAGUAACAAGCACUCAAAUACUAGUUAAAAUUUGUUUUGAGAGCCUGGCUAAAAUAUUAUUAAUUUAUCAAUUUUUAUUUUUUUCAAAUAUUUUAUUAAGAAGUCAGGCUUCUUAGUCUAAGAAUGUUAGACUGAAAUGGAAUUCAAUAAAAAUACCAAAUGUAU